AUGAACCUUAGUGACAAUGCACGCGUACUGUUGAUGAAGACAACCAAGGUUUCCGAGCUAGAGCGCGAACGAACCGCUCGACGCAAGGUUUUAACGCUCGAGCACAAUGACACGUUAGGCUCGGCGCUCGAAACACUCAAGAAACAUAACAUUCUUUCAGCGCCGGUCGUGAUCACCGCCGACGCCUUGGACACGCAUUUACCGGAUGUCGACACAAACGAUGCGCCACUGGACACGCUCGUUGGAUUCUUCGACGUUCGAGACGCUGUUGCUGCGCUCAUGGGUGCAGUGAGCUCUUCGCCUGAGGUUGACGAGAAUCAUGAGCACUCCAUGUUGUUCUGGAUGCGAGCGAUCGAGCGGGUCGAGAAAGAGAUCGUGGACACCCCUUUAAUCAAGAUUGUUGGUUACGACUCCGAAUUAAUGUACACUCCGAACGCAAGCGCGACGUCUGUGUACGAUUUGAUUGUGCAAGGCUUUUUUGGCGGCGGCGAGCGAUCGAUAGUUCACCGCGUCGUUCUCUUCGAGGCGAACGGUUCACUUUCGCGGAUGGUGAGUCAAACGGACGUUGUAGAGUGGUUGGCAGUUCACGACUGUAAGUUACCGCACUCACUGGAGACGAGAACAAUUCGAGAGCUCGGAUUUGGCUCUGAUCGACGACGAGCAGAUUUCGUGCAAGUUGACGCGAGGGCGCCGACGAUUGAAUGCUUUCGAACGCUAAGCAAAUGCAACGUUUCCGGUGCCGCUGUUGUCGACGGGAAUGGGCGCGUAAUCGGCGACAUCACCAGUGCCGAUCUCAGAUCGCUGACGCGCGAGCACUUUAGCGUCGUGGGAUUGCCCGUCGCUGAAUUCAUCGCCUUGAUGCACGGCACAUCUUACGCAGGAUACGCCGUGGGCGACGAAACGCGCAAGUUCAAAUCUGCAUUUUUCGAAAAGUCUCGAUCAUUCAAGCGUGAGCGACUCGCGAUUGACCCAAGAAGAGCCCAUGAACUCGGAAAAGAUGACGAUCGCGCUGGCGUGUUCACCGUCACGCUUGACGACGAAUUUCGAUACGAUUGGUUCUCGAAACUCAACAAGCAGCGCGUGUACGUCGUCGAAGAAACCGGUGAAAUUCCUAUCGAUGUCAUUACGCUCACCGACGUGCUCGAGUGUGCGACAUUUGGUCGCGUGAAAGUGGGUGAACAUAGACAUCGAUGA
This is a messenger RNA of Ostreococcus tauri, 1194 nucleotides long. RefSeq names its product CBS domain. NCBI's taxonomy places the organism in Eukaryota, Viridiplantae, Chlorophyta, Mamiellophyceae, Mamiellales, Bathycoccaceae. The coding region runs from base 1 to 1194 and encodes 397 amino acids. The transcript has a single exon. The record is from RefSeq and is a predicted model, not a curated record.